Messenger RNA from Sorghum bicolor (sorghum), 2205 nucleotides. Its product is annotated as protein PIN-LIKES 7-like. Gene Ontology annotation, cellular component: membrane. Gene Ontology annotation, biological process: endoplasmic reticulum to cytosol auxin transport. The record is from RefSeq and is a predicted model, not a curated record. The transcript has 11 exons. NCBI's taxonomy places the organism in Eukaryota, Viridiplantae, Streptophyta, Magnoliopsida, Poales, Poaceae. Bases 581 to 1828 code for a protein of 415 amino acids.
CACGGCAACAGAGGGAGAGAGAGAGAGAGCAGAAGGACUUGGACAGGUAACAACACGACGGCGACAGGUGCCGCAGCCGACAGCUGACCGCUGCGUUGGCGCCCGGGUGGAUGCGGUGUAGGCGCCAUCUCUGCGCUCUUCUCCCCCCGGCGGCUGCGCUAGCCAAGCCUUGCCUGUGCGGCUGUGACUUCUUGGUGGUGCGCCUGCCGUUACUGUGAGUUGAACCCCGGCCGGCCUGGUAUAUAAUGGCCGCAUCUCCCGUUCUCCCCUCCCGGACCCCGGCUGGUUCGCAGGAUCGGAGCAGAUAGACAGACAGAGGGUUCCGUUUCCGUCGUCUCAUUGAGUCAGUCAGUCAGCUUCAGCUACAGGUUUCUCUUGUCGUCUCCUGCUUCAAUUCCUCACCGACGGCGACGAUCGCGCGUUCAUACACCAGGCGGUCGGUCAGGGUAGAUCAUCCUGCACAGAAUUCGGAUAACCUCUUUUCCACGUAUUCAGGAGACGUCUGAAAUCAUCCUUCAGCAAGCGUUUGUCAAUCAGGCAGAUCAACAAGGGCUUAAUAAUCCUACUAAUUCAGACGAGGAUGGGAUUCUUCUCAUUGUUUCUUGUGGCUUCGAUGCCAGUCGUCCAGGUCCUGCUCAUAGGUGCCAUUGGAGCUUUCCUGGCCUCUGGUUUCAGCAACGUUCUGACGACCAGUGCUCGAAGGGAUAUGAACAAGGUUGUUUUUACUGUAUUCACCCCAUGUUUGAUGUUCGCCAGCCUCGCGAAGACGGUCACGCUCGCAGACGUCAUUUCUUGGUGGUUUAUGCCGGUUAACAUAGGGAUCACGUUCAUUAUUGGUGGCACUCUGGGUUGGAUAGCAUGCAACAUCUUGAAGCCACCACAGCACUUUAGGGGAUUGAUCAUGGCCUUCUGCUCAGCAGGGAACCUUGGAAACCUGCUACUGAUAAUUGUCCCGGCUGUAUGCGACGAAGACGGGAGCCCCUUUGGGAAAGAUCCAAGCAUUUGCCGCUCACGUGGUCUCUCCUACUCGUCCUUGUCCAUGGCUCUGGGUGGCAUUUACAUAUGGACACACACGUACAGCCUCAUGCAGAAGUCAGGCAAGCUGUAUCACAAGAUGCAUUCCAAAAGCAUCCAAUGCCCAGCCGACAGCGACGAGGAGCAUUCAUCUGACUACCCUGACGAGGAGGCACCUCUUCCGACGUCAGUUAAGCCUGGCGAUCACGAGCACGGGGAAGAAAACCAAAUGGAGGCCCCUCUCUUGUCCUGUGAGAGCGAGGUCGCUGACAAGGGGUUCUGGACGAAUCUGAAGGACGCUGUCCACCAGUUCAUCGAGGAGCUGAUGGCGCCACCCACCAUAUCCGCAAUAAUUGGGUUUGUUGUUGGCCUGGUCCCAUGGCUAAAAUCCCUAAUCAUCGGCGACGGAGCUCCUUUUAAAGUUAUACAGGAUUCCCUCCAGCUGAUGGGUAAUGGCGCGAUUCCUUGCAUCACCCUCAUCCUAGGUGGAAACCUGACUCAAGGGCUUCGGAAGUCGGGGCUGAAGCGUAGGGUGAUCGUCACAAUCCUGUGCAUCCGCUUCGUGCUCCUCCCGCUGAUCGGCAUCGCCGUCGUCCACGCCGCCUACGGGCUCGGGUUCCUGUCCCGUGACCCUCUGUACCGCUACGUGCUCAUGGUGCAGUUCGCCGUGCCUCCGGCGAUGAACAUCGGAACCAUGGCUCAGCUGUUCGACGUUGGCCAAGAGGAGUGCUCCGUGAUCUUCCUCUGGACGUACCUCGUUGCCGCGGUUGCGCUGACGACGUGGUCGACGAUCUUCAUGUCCAUUCUGUCUUGAUUGAAGUCGAUCGCUGGAAUCAAUGGACGGUCGCAUUUGGGAGCCUGCUGCUGCUCAAAACUUUCAGCUUAGCAAGAGGAAAGGAGGAGGGGGAUGAUGAUGAUGGAUCACAAGAGUCUGUCGGAGGCUCGGAGCAAAAGCUAGAACUACCUAUCUUCUUUAGCAAGUAUAUAUACAUAGGCAGUAGAGUAUGAUCAAAUGAUCAUUUAGGUAAUUAUUUAUUAUUUUAUUUGUGUUGGGCUGAUGGGCUGACCUAUUAGUUGGCGAUUGGCAUAGCUCAAACACAAUCUUGGAAAAAGUAGUGAAGGGUUCCAUUUUUGUUCCAUGUAUAUUAUCUACCUUAUAAUUCUAAAUCACACAUUAAAAUUUUAUCUCCA